Messenger RNA from Aplysia californica (California sea hare), 2001 nucleotides. Its product is annotated as ras-like GTP-binding protein Rho1. The transcript has 6 exons. Lineage: Eukaryota; Metazoa; Mollusca; Gastropoda; Aplysiida; Aplysiidae. Gene Ontology annotation, biological process: small GTPase-mediated signal transduction. Bases 530 to 1138 code for a protein of 202 amino acids. The record is from RefSeq and is a predicted model, not a curated record. Gene Ontology annotation, molecular function: GTPase activity; GTP binding.
CUGUUCAUCAGCAGUUCGGACUUUCUAUGGGAGCUGGCAACUGGCAACCUUGGAUCGGCCGUUUUGGCGUUCAUAAACAAACAAAAUUCGACAGCUACAGUCACUGUCGUCACUGUCACAGUCACUCAAACUCAAAACAUUGCCUUUGAUAUUGACAGUCAUCUGUGUGGGCGUGGAGAGAGGACGACACACGCGUGCACACACUGCACAAAGCUACUUCACACUUAACUCAGUUCCUUUGUAUCAACGCUUGGAGGAGCUGAUGUCAGCAAGGGAUAGGCUAGGUCGAGGAGUGCGCCUCUUUGCGGAACAGACGUCUUUCCUUUUCGUGGCGUAUUUCUUUCUCGAACUCCACUCAAAGGAGGAAGUUACGCUGCGAGUAUCUCCUGAGGUUUUCCAACAGAUCUGACGAUUAAGAAAAUCUGAUCACCAGGAUUGUCAUUGUGCUUUUUCUAGUGGUGAGAGAGUAACAAGUUCAUCACUGUGAGAACAGUGCAUACUGGGUGAAGGGUGAACCUCAUCUCAUAAGAUGGGCUGUUGCGCUGGUAAAUCAAAAGCUGAAGCAGCAGAGGAGGAUAAUAGGAGGAAAAUUGUCGUUGUUGGUGAUGGAGGAGUUGGUAAAACAUGCCUCAUUCGGCGGUACAUCAAUGGCGAGUUUGAUGAGUUUACACCUCAGGCCUAUAUCCCUUCCAGUUUGGAGACACAUACCAGGGAGAUGACUGUUGGCAACAAAAAGUUUGUGGCCAUUAUUUGUGAUACAGGAGGACAAGAGACCUUUAGACAUCUGAGAAAAACGAGUUAUCCCAAUUCUGAUGCUGUAAUUGUCUGCUUCAGUCUAGACAACGAGGAAAGCUUGAAGAAUAUCCACAACUUAUGGAUACCUGAGAUGCAGAAGCUCUGCCCUCGUGUACCCAUGAUCCUAGUGGGCAACAAACUUGACCUAAGAGAAGAAGCUUAUAAGCCCGAUGGAUUCAUCAAAGAGUCAAAAGGUCUUCAGGCUGUGAAAAAGCAUAAGAUGGUGACUUACCUAGAGACAUCAUCGCUGAAUGACACCAAUGUUGAUAAAGUGUUUGAGACCGCUAUGGCUGAAGCUGCAAAACGCAAAAAGCAAAAUAAAAAAAGCUUUGAUGAUGUAUGAUGUGUAUGCUAAUGCAAUAUGCUGUUCAUGAUGGUGCUUGCAAUUCCAGUUCUUCUUACGCUGUGACUCAUUUAUCUGUUUGUGAUCUCAUUCCUACUCUAUGCGUACCUUAAGUGGAGUUUUCUCUUACAGUCCUGUUAGGUCUGCAUCUUUACAUCUGGAAAGAGAAAUUGGACAAGCCAGUGCACUCAUAUCCAACUGAAGUUCUUAAAUGGAUAUGCAACAAUGAAUAUCUUCUUGAUUAUCGACUUAUUCUUAUUACAUUGCUGUAUUUAAUAAUAAAAGCAAAGGGCCUCUAUCUGGCACUCUUUUUCUUCAAGUGAAUUAUUACAAUCUUCAUUUGAAUGUUACGUUAGUCGAGUAGAUAUAGCUAUUUUUAUUUAGGAUAAAAUAAAUAGCCCCAACUUUUAAUACUUGAAAUUUUUUUAUCCCAAGUUUUUUUCAAGUUAGCAGCACAAGUCAACCUGUGAGAUUAAUGAUUUAUCUAUGGAAGAAUGAUGAGCUUUCUUACCGCAAUUCUGAAUACAAUGUAAAUCAACUGGCAUCAAUUCAUGAAAAACCCAGCCUUUAUGGUGGCCAUUAUGUAUACACAGAUUCUGCCAAAUUUUACUGGUGUACACUUCACUUUAACCAUUUUUACAAGUAGGCACAGUAUGUUUUGAUGAUUCUUAUUGCUGUUAUGGCAAGAGGCAGAACAGGCAUGUCUAAAUUUUAGAUGUAUACCUCUAAUCACGCUUAUCUUUCGAAUGUUUCUUAUUUUUCCUGAGAAGACGACCAGAUAUUGUUUUAUUUGUGAUGACUUCCUUUGUGAUAUAAUACUUCUUGUUUUUGUAAAAUAAAGUUUUGAAUGUUAAUCUCUUCAC